CUCAAGUUGGGGGAUCGUCGGCUGCUAGCCGCCGCCUGCUAGCCGGUCCCUGCCGGCUCCGGGGCCGCGGGCACCGCCGCCGCCUGCUCGUCCUGCCCGCUCGGCUCGCCUGUGUUGGAACGGAAAGCAAGCCCUUCUCCGCCGCGAGGACCGGCCCCCCCAGCGUGGCCGGGCAUCCCCGGCCACUUUUUCCUGGUCGAAGCUUUUUCCGGGAGGGGCGCUCGGCCGGCUUCCCGGGUUCCAGCGGGACUCUCGCCGCCGGGCGUGGGGGGGUGGGGAGGGAGGCCCCCCGUGCCCCCGGCGAGCAGGGGGUGGCGGAAAGCGCCCGGGCUGCGCGGAGCCUGUCGCACGGAAGCAAGAACUUAUUCAACAAGUUUACCUCCCCCCCACACACCCCCUGCGUUCCUCUUUUCGAUGUGCGUUUUCGGACAUGCGGAGGUUACUGGAACCGUGUUGGUGGAUUUUGUUCCUGAAAAUCACCAGUUCUGUGCUCCAUUAUGUCGUGUGCUUCCCGGCAUUGACUGAAGGCUAUGUCGGGGCCCUGCAGGAGGACAGACACGGCAGCACAGUGCAGAUCCGAAGGCGCAAGGCGUCAGGUGAUCCAUACUGGGCCUACUCCGGCGCAUAUGGUCCUGAGCACUGGGUUACAUCUAGUGUCAGCUGUGGGGGCCGUCAUCAGUCUCCUAUAGACAUUGUGGAUCAUCAUGCUCGUGUCGGUGAAGAAUACCAGGAACUGCAGCUUGAUGGCUUUGACAAUGAAUCUUCUAACAAAACCUGGAUGAAAAACACUGGGAAAACAGUUGCCAUCCUUCUGAAAGAUGACUAUUUCGUCAGUGGCGCUGGCCUGCCUGGCAGAUUCAAAGCUGAGAAGGUGGAAUUCCACUGGGGCCACAGCAAUGGCUCUGCAGGCUCCGAACACAGUGUCAAUGGCAGAAGGUUUCCCGUGGAGAUGCAGAUUUUCUUUUACAAUCCUGACGAUUUUGACAGCUUUCAAACCGCCAUUUCUGAGAACAGAAUAAUUGGAGCCAUGGCCAUAUUUUUCCAAGUCAGUCCAAGGGACAAUUCCGCACUGGAUCCUAUUAUCCAUGGGUUGAAGGGCGUCGUACAUCAUGAGAAGGAGACCUUCCUGGAUCCUUUUGUCCUUCGGGACCUCCUGCCUGCCUCUCUGAGCAGCUACUACCGGUAUACUGGCUCCUUGACCACCCCUCCCUGCAGUGAAAUUGUGGAGUGGAUUGUCUUCCGGAAGCCUGUCCCCAUCUCUUACCAUCAGCUCGAGGCUUUUUAUUCCAUCUUCACCACCGAACAGCAAGACCACGUGAAGUCAGUGGAGUAUCUGAGAAAUAACUUCCGACCACAGCAGGCUCUGAAUGACAGAGUUGUAUCUAAGUCUGCCGUCCGGGAUGCCUGGAGCCAUGACAUGGCCGACUUCUCAGACAACCCACUGGGGACAGAAGCCUCUAAAGUCUGCAGCUCUCCGCCCAUCCACAUGAAGGUACAGCCUCUGAACCAGACAGUACUGCAGGUGUCCUGGAGCCAGCCUGAGACUAUCUACCACCCGCCCAUCAUGAACUACAUGGUCUCCUACAGUUGGACCAAGAAUGAGGACGAGAAGGAGAAGACAUUCACCAAGGACAGUGACAAAGACUUGAAAGCCACCAUCAGCCAUGUCUCACCCGAUAGCCUUUACCUGUUCCGAGUCCAGGCUGUGUGUCGAAAUGACAUGCGCAGUGACUUCAGCCAGACCAUGCUCUUCCAAGCUAAUACCACCCGGAUAUUCCAAGGGACCAGGAUUGUGAAAACAGGAGUGCCCACGGCCUCUCCUGCCUCUUCGGCCGACAUGGCCCCCAUCAGCUCCGGGUCAUCUACUUGGACAUCCUCGGGCAUCCCCUUCUCCUUCGUUUCCAUGGCAACAGGCAUGGGCCCCUCCUCCAGCGGCAGCCAAGCCACCGUGGCCUCGGUGGUCACCAGCACCCUCCUGGCCGGCCUGGGGUUCGGUGGGGGCGGCAUCUCCUCCUUCCCCAGUACUGUGUGGCCUACGCGUCUCCCCACGGCCCCCGCGGCCACCAAGCAGGCGGGGAGGCCGGUCCUGGCCACCACCGAGGCCUUGGCCUCAUCGGGUCCCGAUGGAGAUUCAGCCCCCGCCAAGGACAGCGAGGGCACGGAGGAAGGAGAGAAGGACGAGAAGAGCGAGAGUGAGGACGGGGAGCGGGAGCACGAGGAGGAGGGGGAGAAGGACUCCGAGAAGAAGGAGAAGAGCGGCAGGGUGAGCCACGCUGCCGGGCAGCCCAACCAGACAGCGCACACCCCGGCCCCCUCCGCCCCCAACAGGACUGCCCAGGAGGACGGUCAUCAGACUAUACCGGGGCGCAGGCGGGAGCACCCAGCCACCCCCACCCUGCAGCCCGGAGAAGCGAGGAACACCACCCCAGGCCUGGACUCGGAUGAGGUCCCUUCCACCCACGUGCCUCCCACAGCUACAGAGGAAGAGUCUACAGGGAGUGACCCCAGGAGUGACCCCAACCUGCCAUCUAGAAGACCCCCGUCCCGAGGGGACAGAUUCUCUGAGGAUAGCAAGUUUAUCACUGUCAAUCCAGCAGAGAAGAACACCUCUGGAAUGAUAAGCCGGCCCUCUCCAGGGAGGAUGGAGUGGAUCAUCCCUCUGAUUGUGGUAUCAGCCUUGACCUUCGUGUGCCUCGUCCUUCUCAUUGCUGUGCUAGUGUACUGGAGAAAAUGUUUUCAGACUGCCCAUUUCUAUGUGGAAGAUAGCAGUUCACCUCGCGUGGUCCCCAAUGAAAGUAUUCCUAUCAUUCCUAUUCCAGAUGACAUGGAAGCCAUUCCUGUCAAACAGUUUGUUAAACACAUCGGCGAGCUGUAUUCUAAUAACCAGCGUGGGUUCUCUGAGGAUUUUGAGGAGGUCCAACGCUGUACAGCAGAUAUGAACAUCACUGCAGAACAUUCCAAUCAUCUAGAUAACAAGCACAAAAACAGAUACAUCAACAUUUUAGCAUAUGAUCACAGUAGGGUGAAGUUAAGACCUUUACCAGGAAAAGACUCUAAGCACAGCGACUACAUUAAUGCAAACUAUGUCGAUGGUUACAACAAAGCGAAAUCCUACAUUGCCACGCAGGGACCUUUAAAGUCGACAUUUGAAGACUUCUGGAGGAUGAUUUGGGAGCAAAAUACCGGAAUCAUUGUCAUGAUUACAAAUCUUGUGGAGAAAGGAAGACGGAAAUGUGAUCAGUAUUGGCCAACAGAGAACAGCGAAGAGUAUGGAAACAUUAUUGUCACACUGAAGAGCACAAAAGUACAUGCCUGCUACACUGUUCGUCGUUUUUCAGUCAGAAACACGAAAGUGAAAAAGGGUCAGAAGGGAAACCCCAAGGGCCGUCAGAAUGAAAGGAUAGUGAUCCAGUAUCACUACACACAGUGGCCUGACAUGGGGGUUCCUGAGUAUGCCCUCCCGGUCCUGACCUUCGUGAGGAGAUCUUCGGCAGCCCGCACACCAGACAUGGGCCCCGUGCUGGUGCACUGCAGCGCUGGUGUGGGCAGGACAGGCACCUAUAUUGUGAUAGACAGCAUGCUGCAACAGAUAAAAGACAAAAGCACAGUUAAUGUCCUGGGAUUCCUGAAGCAUAUCAGGACUCAGCGUAACUACCUCGUCCAGACUGAGGAGCAGUACAUUUUCAUCCACGAUGCCUUGUUGGAAGCCAUUCUUGGAAAGGAGACUGAAGUAUCUUCAAAUCAGCUACAUAGCUAUGUUAACAGUAUCCUCAUACCAGGAGUGGGAGGAAAGACUCGGCUGGAAAAACAAUUUAAGCUGGUCACUCAAUGUAAUGCAAAAUAUGUGGAGUGCUUCAGUGCUCAGAAAGAGUGCAACAAAGAAAAGAACAGAAACUCUUCAGUUGUGCCAUCUGAGCGUGCUCGAGUGGGUCUUGCCCCAUUGCCUGGAAUGAAAGGAACAGAUUACAUUAAUGCUUCUUAUAUCAUGGGCUAUUACAGAAGCAAUGAAUUUAUUAUAACCCAGCAUCCUCUGCCACAUACUACAAAAGAUUUCUGGCGAAUGAUUUGGGAUCAUAAUGCACAGAUCAUCGUCAUGCUGCCAGACAACCAGAGCUUGGCAGAAGAUGAGUUUGUGUACUGGCCAAGCCGAGAAGAAUCCAUGAACUGUGAGGCCUUUACUGUCACUCUUAUCAGCAAAGACAGACUGUGCCUCUCUAAUGAAGAACAAAUUAUCAUCCAUGACUUUAUCCUUGAAGCUACACAGGAUGACUAUGUCCUAGAAGUUCGACACUUUCAGUGCCCCAAAUGGCCUAACCCAGAUGCUCCCAUAAGCAGUACCUUUGAACUGAUCAAUGUCAUCAAGGAAGAGGCCUUAACACGGGAUGGCCCCACUAUUGUUCAUGAUGAGUAUGGAGCAGUUUCAGCAGGAAUGUUGUGUGCCCUUACCACCCUGUCCCAGCAGCUGGAGAAUGAAAAUGCUGUGGAUGUUUUCCAGGUGGCAAAAAUGAUCAAUCUUAUGAGACCUGGAGUAUUCACAGACAUUGAACAAUACCAGUUUGUCUAUAAAGCAAUGCUCAGCUUGGUCAGCACUAAAGAAAAUGGAAAUGGUCCCAUGACAGCAGACAAAAAUGGUGCUGUGCUCAUUGCAGAUGAAUCAGACCCUGCCGAGAGCAUGGAGUCUCUAGUGUGACUGGAUUCCGGAAAGGGCACUUAAUUUGUAAACUUCUGAAGACUGAGAACUUUUUUGAGGCCUUUUUUGCCAGACUCUAGGUUAUACAAUAACCCAGUUACUUUUUUACACUGAUAAAAGUUUUGAUAUUUAUUUUUUGCCAUUUUAUGUCUUAAUGGUAUCCUACUGAGCAUUUGCACCUCUGUUCAUUUCACACAGUGAAACGCAAUUUUACCUAGUUUGCACUAUAUGAUCAGUGUUACUGCCUAUAAUCUAAUACUAAAGCAAACCCUGAUGUGACAUUCCAUGACAGCGUAUGUGCUACUUUUUAGUUCAGUACAGUGAAGGUCUUUGUAAUGACAGUGAAUCUUGGUUUUCAUUAUUAUUGCUAAAGCAGUUGCAUUCUACUAGCAGGCAAUGCUGUACUUUUCUUCAGUCCUCCCCUCCUAUUUUUUAGGCACUGUUCAAUACUGUAUGCCUUCUGUAUUUUAAUGGAGUGGAUGGAUCAUGUUUUCUUUUACAAAAUAGCUGGCUAUCAGGAGCUACUAAGGUCUAUUAACAUUGUAGCCUUGAAACAGUUCCGUUUAUGAUGGCUAAGAAAUCCAGUAAGAAAUUAGGAGGUUUAAGAGUUGCUUCAUGUGAACAUCUCUGAUUAGUUAUGAAGUUAUAUUCACAGCUUAAAAAAUGUGUCAAAAUAAAGGAUAACUGUAUUACAGCUUUCACAGUAGCUAUGUGGACAGUGUGUGUUAUUUCCACUUGACUCUCUGAAACAGCUAGCCCCUAAAAUCAGGGCUAUCAUUUACAGUAGAAAGGUGGCAAUCUUUUACACAACUAUAGAUCCUCUAAAUAAUCCUCACUAAUGCAUUUUUGUUGAUAAUACCUUCCCUUAUGAUAGGUAGAAUAAAAAUUUUUGCAAAUGUACAAUUCUGAAACUAGUACUCUAAAAAUGUUCCACUACAUAUAGCCAUCUAAUAAAAACUACCUGUAGAAUUAA
Messenger RNA from Dipodomys ordii (Ord's kangaroo rat), 5663 nucleotides. RefSeq names its product protein tyrosine phosphatase, receptor type, G (gene Ptprg). The record is from RefSeq and is a predicted model, not a curated record. Gene Ontology annotation, biological process: protein dephosphorylation. The coding region runs from base 431 to 4690 and encodes 1419 amino acids. NCBI's taxonomy places the organism in Eukaryota, Metazoa, Chordata, Mammalia, Rodentia, Heteromyidae. The transcript is spliced from 29 exons. Gene Ontology annotation, molecular function: protein binding; protein tyrosine phosphatase activity.